This is a messenger RNA of Malassezia restricta, 840 nucleotides long. RefSeq names its product signal recognition particle subunit SRP19. The coding region runs from base 1 to 840 and encodes 279 amino acids. Gene Ontology annotation, molecular function: 7S RNA binding. Gene Ontology annotation, cellular component: signal recognition particle, endoplasmic reticulum targeting. NCBI's taxonomy places the organism in Eukaryota, Fungi, Basidiomycota, Malasseziomycetes, Malasseziales, Malasseziaceae. Gene Ontology annotation, biological process: SRP-dependent cotranslational protein targeting to membrane; SRP-dependent cotranslational protein targeting to membrane, signal sequence recognition. The record is from RefSeq and is a predicted model, not a curated record. The transcript is spliced from 4 exons.
AUGGCCAGCGAUGAGUUCAAUGACGAUACAGAGUUCGACUUGCCUGACGUACCAAGUGCACCCAUGCCGCCGCAACAGCAAGACAUGAUGGAACAAAUGAUGCAACAAAUGAUGGGCGGCGGCGCAGAGACUCCCAAAGCACAGUCACGCAACGUUGCCGCGGAUGGCGAUGAAGAUGGUCCUCACAAGCAAUGGACAAGCGUAUAUCCCAUAUACCUGGACGCCAAGCGGCGAUACCGACACGGCUGCCGACGUGUCGCUUACCACAAGGCCCUGUUAUUUCCCAACAGCCAACUGAUCGCCAACGCCGCUCGCAAGAUGCAGCUCGAGUUUAUGCAUGAACCGUAUCGUAAGCACCCGCAAGACUGGGAAAAUCCCGGUCGCGUCAAAGUGCGUCUUUUCGAUGAUCAAGGCACCCCAAUCCGGGCAGACCUCCCCACAAAACAAGCUUUGUUGAAUUCUAUGGCUACGCUUCUACAGCCUGUUGUGGGGGGUCAGCCGCCUCCGUUGACGCCGCGAGAAAAGGUGUCGAAGCGCUCUUCGCGUGCGGCUCUUCGAAGCCGGCAGCGCUGCAUCCGGAACGCACGUACGGUGGAUCACAUCCCACCCCACAGUCCUGCCAUGCCAUCGGGCCUACUGAACAUUCGCAUGAGUCAGAUGCCCGGGGCUGACGCACUUAAGCAGAUGGGCCCACUUGGCAACAUGAUGAGCUCUUUGGGUUUGGGAGAUGAAGACGACGAUGAAAAGACAGACACAGACGCGUCCCAGCAGGCAGCCAACCGUCCGGCCCCCUCGUUGGGCCGCCGUCAGCGCCGCCGCGUCGUUCGUAUCGGCCGCUAG